GAGAAAGAUGAUAAUGAUCCCGCACUUCCACUUUUUGUUUUUAAGCAUAAAUCAGGAAAAAGUGAAUUUUUAAACCUUAUUUCUUCAAAUAAUCCUCCUCUACAAAACAAACCAGACGAUUAUAAUACAGAUCCAUCAACUGAUCCACAAUCUCAACGAGAAGCAGAAAAGUCCCAGUUAGAAAUUUCUAGUCAGGACAAAGGGGCAGGAGGCAUAAAUCUAAAAGAAAUAGCAAAAGAAAUAAACCAAGGAACUACUUCUGAUGAAGAAAACCAACCAGCACCCAAAGAAAACCAACAAAAUCAACUCCAAAAGACGGAUAAUAAAGAUAACAAAAAUGUUUACUAUGGAAUUGGAGCAAUUUCUCUGGUGCUACUGGUGAUAGAUAGUUACAAAAACGAAACAACCGCAAUAAGAAUUAGUAAAGGCACAGAAUUAGAAGGAGUAUUAGAAAUUAAGGAUUAUCCCCAACUAAAAGAAAUUUUUUUGGGUGGGGCUAAGGGAAUAACCGAAUUAAAAAUCAUUAAUUGUCCGGCUGUUGAAACACUUUUUGUAUCCGACAAUCAGAUUACUAAAAUAGAGGGAUUGACUGACUUAUCUAAACUGAAAAAAUUGAGUUUUGGAGGUAAUAAGUUAGAGGAAAUUGACAUUAGCAAAAAUACUGAAUUAGAAAUGCUUUAUUUUCGCGACAAUCCAACCGCUCUCAAAUUUGCUAAUGGCAUAAAAAAUCUCUCUAAAUUAAUCAAAGAAUUAAAAGAAAUAGCAAAAGAAUUGGGAUUAGACGGAGAAGGAAAAAGUUUAGAUGAAAUCAAACAGGCGAUUAAAGACGAAUUAGACAAAAAUAAGCAAAAUAAGGAAAAAUUAGAGCAAGAAUUACCGGGUCUAUUUGGCACCGAUGGUAAAGUGGAUGAAAGUAAGUUGGGAGAAAUAAAAGAUAAGGCGGAAAAAGGCAAUAACUAUGACGAUUUAGUAGAAAAAAAUCCCGACCUGAUUGUGGAUGGCAAAAUCGAUCAAAGUAAACUUAAUGAUCUGAAUGAUAAAGGGAAAAAAUUUGAUGAUUUGAAAAACACUAUGGACGCAAUUGGAAUAGAUCCUAAUAAUGUUGCCGAUGCUACCAAAAAUAUUAAAGAAUUAAAGGCGCUGGAAGAAAGUGUGAUAGCCUAUUUUGGCAAAGAUUACAAAGAGCGAUUGAAAGUGGAAACUUACCAGGCUUACAUAGAAGAUAAAAGUAUUAAGAAAAUAGAAUUGUAUGAUGAGAACCGAAAAGCCAAAGCAAUGGAAGAAUUGACAGGGGAAUUAGUAAUUAAAGACUAUACGGAGUUGGAAGAAAUUGAUUUUAAAAGAUGGGACAAAAAGGUUAAGGAUAAAAUAACGAAAGUAACCAUUGAAAAUUGUCCUAAAGUAAAAAAUAUUAAUUUUGAUAAUAGCGAAACUACUGAGAUUAUUUUCCAAGGUUCUUUUCCUAAUUUAGCGCGGUUGGAUUUGCCGGACAAUAAAUUGACUAAAAUCGACGUUAGCAAACUGCCUAACCUAACCAAUCUAAAUAUUGCCCGAAAUCCUAAUCUUACGGAAAUAACAGAUGACUUAAAAAACCGACCGACCCAAGAGGAUUUAAACAAAGCAGCAAAAGACGCAGAAGACAAAGCGGUAAAAAAUACAGAGGACAAGUUCAAAGAUUACAUUAAUCCGAACGACCCCACUCAGAAAGACAAAUUGGAAGCAGCGGCCAAAAAUCAAGGCAUGCAAGUUGAAAAAGAUAUAAAAGAGGCACAAUCUCAGCCAGCCACAGGGACAGUUCCUUCUGCUGAACAACAGCAGAAAAUUGAUAAUUUAAUAAAAAUAAUAGAAAAGCAGAACGAAGCGAUUAAAAAAUAUGGUGAUGAGUUAGACGAUUAUCAACCAGAAAUUAGGGAUGAAUGA
This is a messenger RNA of Racocetra persica, 1920 nucleotides long. Lineage: Eukaryota; Fungi; Glomeromycota; Glomeromycetes; Diversisporales; Gigasporaceae. The record is from the annotation of a GenBank genome assembly.